Messenger RNA from Neopsephotus bourkii (Bourke's parrot), 1412 nucleotides. RefSeq names its product elongator acetyltransferase complex subunit 6 (gene ELP6). Lineage: Eukaryota; Metazoa; Chordata; Aves; Psittaciformes; Psittacidae. The record is from RefSeq and is a predicted model, not a curated record. Gene Ontology annotation, biological process: tRNA wobble uridine modification. The coding region runs from base 52 to 855 and encodes 267 amino acids. Gene Ontology annotation, cellular component: elongator holoenzyme complex. The transcript has 7 exons.
CUCCCCGUGGCCGGAAGAGUCCGUGUCCCCCCCCGUGGCGGCCCUCCCGCCAUGUUUGCGGAGCUGAACGAGCUGCUGGACGCCUCCCCGCAGCGACCGGAGACGGGUAAAUUCACACUUCUGCGAGACACCAGAACAGAUGGCAGCUUCCUAGUGCACCAUUUCCUCUCCUUCUACCUCAGAGCUGGCUGUAAGGUUUGCUUUGUGGCGCUGCUGCAGUCCUUCAGUCACUAUAACAUCAUAGCACAGAAGCUGGGAGUCAGUCUGACAGCUGCCAAAGAACGGGGACAGCUUGUCUUCCUGGAAGGCCUCAAGUCCUGCCUUGACCUGUGGUUUGGAGAGCAGGAGGAGCAGUCGGGACAGCCCAGUCCUCUUCAGUUUUUAAGAGAGAGCACUUCUGACCUCAAAGCCUUGUUUGACUUCGUCCAGGUGUCCCUGACCCCUGCCAGCAGUGACUCCUGGAAGGGCCCUGUGCUGCUGGUGGAUGACCUCAGUGUCCUGCUCAGCCUGGGUGCCACGCCGGUGGCGGUGCUGGACUUCAUCCACUACUGCAGAGUUGUGGUGUGCUCCCAGCUGAAGGGCAACAUUGUGGUGCUGGUUCACAGCAACGAGGAUUCCGAAGAUGAGGAAAACGAACUGGUUGUGAACUCCCUGUGUCAUCACAGUGACCUGAUCCUGUGGGUAGAGGGGCUGGCGACCGGCUUCUGCAAGGAUGUUCAUGGGCAGAUUAAAAUAACUAGGAGAGUGUCAUUGGAGCUGACGGGGGAGCAGGAUGUUGUCCAGAUCUACCAGUACAAGAUCCAGGACAAGAACGUCACCUUUUUUGCUAGAGGGCUGUCGGCUGCAGUCCUGUGAUGCUGUGAUACAGCACAGUGCUGCAAAAGCAACACGGAGCAAGGCUGGGGAGGCCAGUACAUGCCACCAAACCAGCCCUGAUGCUCCACCAGCACCUUCCAGGAGCAGCGCAGCAAACUGACCCAGGAGGGAAGCUUAAACGUGUGUUGAACUGCAUGCCAACGAGAGGAUUAGCCUGCCCAGAGCUUGCUGCAAUCCCUUUGUCCUCCCACCCUGUUCCCAACAUACGUAGGCCAAGAAAAGUGCACAGACUUGCCAGAAUGGCCCUUACAGCGUGUAAAUACAAGCAGGAGGGAUGCCCCUUGGGCUGGGCGUGCCUCACCUUUUCCGGUGUGUUAUGGCAUGGCAGUGCCAGGCACCGCUGCUUGGAGGGAUCACCCCACCCUCCAGCUGGUAUUUACUGAGAUGACACAGAGAGGGUGGAGACAGGGAUGGUCUGGGAAUGUGUUGCAAUUCUUACCUUUCUCCCAGCUCUGGCACAGGAGAGAGAUUUGCUCAACUUGCAGCUUCCACAGCACUGACUGAAAAAAUCAAUGGCUGUAUGUACAGCCCCUCAC